GUAGUAUUCAAUACAAGAUUAUGCUCAUGUCAAUGACGCCUUGUAAGUGACUUAAUAUCUAUUUGUCGCGUCCUUAGUAACCAACAUGAGUUUAAGCGAUACAUAGUUACAGUAUAAUUUUACAACAGAUUUCUAAAAAAAAAUCUGAUUUUUCGCUACCUAUUCAAAUCUCUUCCUCAUUGUAAAUUGAUAAAGAAAGGACCUUAUUUAAUUGCCUAUCAUCAACCAAAAAAACGCCAAAAAGUAAGAGAGUAAUCUAUUUAUAGUUAUUUAUUGUUGUAAGAGCUGUAUUCACAAGUCGCCCAAACUCAAGACAAGUAUCUUAUCAACAGCGUUAUUAAUAUACUAAAGAUUUUGUUACCUGUAUCGAGUAAGAAGUGGGGAAUAUUGAGUAUGGUAUAUUUAAUUAAUUAGUUAAUACCGAUCGACUACAUGGUGUCGUAUUGAUCGCGACACAUAGGCGAUAUCAAUCAAGUCAGUAGGGUAUUGUGUCUUAUUUACUGCGACAAUAGGGUGUCGAAAAGAAGAAGUCAUUUAUUCCAUUUUCGUUAAAUAAGGUAGCCAUAGGGUAGGAAUUGGACUGAAGUAAUAUUUGCAUUACCCGAUCAUAUUAUUCAAGAAAUCCAGGAUAUGUGCCGAAGGAUGGCUGGCAGCAAAAGUUAAAUUGAAAGACCAGAAUUGGCAAGAAGAACAGUCCUACCCUUUGAAGAGUUUUCAAUAUGGCGUCUUCGUUUCUUGGUCCCGAAUCACCUAAGCCGUAUGCCGUUAUCUCUGAAAGUUACGAACCCUGGUUUAAUAUUCCGAGAUUUACCAAAAAUGACGAUUUGAGUUUUGGUGAAGUUUACGAAGAAAAGAUGCGAGAAUAUCUGUACAAAUAUUUGGAUAUUGGAACCACGGAUAAAAUUUGUUACGUCGGAGAAUUCCGGGACAGUAUUGUUGACAUUCUUCAAGACAAGUUCUGUCUUUUGACACCAAUCACCAAGGUGUUUCCCGCGCAUUUCCACUACGCACACACCGACCACAAUAGAAUAUUACCCAUCAGAAUUAAGAAUGUUGGAACAGAGGAAUAUUUCCGACGAAUGGCGGAACUCCCUGAUAACGAACGCAACGUUUUUGACAAAAUCAUCUUAAAGGAUACUGCUCAUUUCUUGGAGAAUCCCCGAGAAGUCUAUAAAAACAUUUUAAAAUGUCUGAGUGAAAAGGGAUUAUUGUUAAUCAUUGAUAGGCCUACUCCUCUUAAUACGUUGCCUAUCUCAGAAUUGGCGCGAAAAAGAUUUGAGGAUUACGAAGCGCCGUAUAUGAGAAUUCUCAAAGACUUACAAGACAGCCAUCUCCAUGCUGAAUGGGAGAUAGAAACUAUCCCCAUAGUGAUACAGAAACGUAAAUGGUACACAUUACUGAAGGAAAAGUAUCCGCCAAGAUUUCGCGCGCUUUCUCACGUGGAGGUCAUGUCAAGUGUGCGUGAGUUAACGGAAGGAGUAAUGAAGUACCACGAACCUAUUGUCCAGUUCUCAGACCGUCUUCUCUUCAUUACUGCCUGUGCGCCUCAAAAUCCCUUAGUGUACCCAAAUCUUCAGCGUUAUAGUCGCAAUGAGUACGUUCCGUUUCCAGGCUUACAGAGAACUUAUGAGCUAGAAGUUACUCCUGAGUUAGAGAGUAUGGUUACACCCAGGAAAAAGAAAGAGGGUGAACCGUUUAAGUUUUUGUGGUGAUUGGAGAGCAGUCACCAACAAUCCAUCGUGUGUAUUUACCUUUAACCCAGCUUUAUCGUCAAACUCAUUGUAUCCCUGGCAUUAUUCAAGGGAUUGGACACUAUCCUUAGCAUUAUUUUAUAUAGAAGUAAAGUGAUUCAAACUUAAAUUAAUAGAUAACAAUGUUGUUCAUUCAUUUUUCAAGCACGGUGAUAUUUUUUUUGAAAUUACGAAGCUUUAAUUAUUCACGAUGUGCAUGUAUGGGCGUUAUAAUAUAGGGUCCAUGGUGUAUCCGUUGAACGGCGGCGCAUAUAGCACUUAGACCUGCCAUACUAUCUCGCUAACCAGAAUUAUGGGAGUGGUUUCAGAAUCUGCCGAAUAACUUUUCUGAACCCUAAAUCAUUUUCGAUUUUCAUAAAAAUUGAUAAUCAAGACUUUGAUUGUGUAUGUCUUAAAUAUCUUAAACUGUAUAUUUAACCUUUAUUCUGACAUGUAGAGAUUCUAGUUUAUUAAUAUAUUAUUCUGGUGCUUUAAAGUGAUAAUAAAUUCUGUUGGGAUAUGGCGGAUCCGACAGAUAACAAUAAAAAUGAAUAAAGAGGAACUCUCUCCUUUAAGUGGGAGAUAUAGUGGACUUGCUUUAUGUAGAUAUAUUAUUAGCAUAUUUAUUCCAUUAUUCAUAUUGUUAAACCUUCUAGAAUUUUUAGUUUGUUGCUAAUGUUAUUAUAUUAUGCAAUUAUUAUAAUUAGACGCAAAUAAAACGGUUUUAGCUUUAA
Molecule: messenger RNA, 2464 nt
Organism: Patella vulgata (common limpet)
Lineage: Eukaryota; Metazoa; Mollusca; Gastropoda; Patellidae
Exons: 2
Coding region: 720-1712 (330 amino acids)
Source: RefSeq, a predicted model, not a curated record